AACACAAUCAAUCACUUCUUCUUCAUCUUCCUCAAAUACAAAGACAUUUUUUCUUCUUAAAUAAUAUUGGAGAAAACAAAGAUAGUCUUAACCAAGACUGAAAAUUAUCAGGUGAAGAAUGGCGACUCCGGCAUGGAGCCAUGCCAAGGCUCAAUGGGUAGUCGCCAUGUUGGCGUUACUCGUUGGCUCGGCUAUGGCUACCGAACCUUAUUACUAUAGCUCUCCUCCGCCACCUUACGAGUACAAAUCUCCACCGAUUCCGGUUAAAUCUCCGCCACCUCCUUAUGAAUACAAAUCUCCUCCCCCACCGGUCAAAUCUCCUCCUCCUCCUUAUUACUAUCAUUCACCGCCCCCGCCGGUUAAGUCUCCUCCUCCUCCUUAUUACUAUCAUUCACCGCCGCCGCCGGUUAAGUCUCCUCCUCCUCCUUAUUACUAUCAUUCACCGCCCCCGCCGGUCAAGUCUCCUCCUCCUCCUUAUUACUAUCAUUCACCGCCCCCGCCGGUCAAGUCUCCUCCUCCUCCUUAUUACUAUCAUUCACCAGAAUCACUUUCACUCAACUAA
Messenger RNA from Camelina sativa (false flax), 562 nucleotides. The record is from RefSeq and is a predicted model, not a curated record. Lineage: Eukaryota; Viridiplantae; Streptophyta; Magnoliopsida; Brassicales; Brassicaceae.